This is a messenger RNA of Panicum virgatum (switchgrass), 2451 nucleotides long. RefSeq lists its product as uncharacterized. The transcript is spliced from 13 exons. NCBI's taxonomy places the organism in Eukaryota, Viridiplantae, Streptophyta, Magnoliopsida, Poales, Poaceae. Bases 314 to 2200 code for a protein of 628 amino acids. The record is from RefSeq and is a predicted model, not a curated record.
GGCGCCUGCUGCCUGCUGCCCGCCGUCCUUGCCAAGCAUUUACCACUCACUCACUCACCCUCUUCCUCCCUCAAUUCCUCCUCCUCCGGUCCUCCCCCCUGCUGCUGCUGCUCAUCAACACCGGGGGCGAGUUGAGGGAGAAGAAGAGCACAAGCAAGCAACCGCCGGCGCAGCAGCAGAGGCACCCCUCGGCCCUCGCUCCCAUGCCGCUUCCGCUUUCCCUUUCCCCUGCAGCCGGCCGCUUCCUUCCAGCCCUGCCCGGCGUCUUCCUCGCCGACCCCUGUUGCUGCCGCUGCAAGGACGCAUCGACGAGAUGCAGAUAGGAGCAGGUGCAGGUUGUAACGGAAAGGAUAGUGAAGGAGGAGAUCACAAGGUGGCAUUGAGGCAGAAGAAAUUGAAGGAAAAGUCGUUCAAGUGGAGAUCAACCAAUAGCGACAUGAACAAGGUAGAGGCAGGGGAGUCUGAUGAAGUAUACGAUGAUACAGUCCUCUGCUCUCUAUCUACAGCAAGCUUCAGCAGCUUGGUUAGUCGGAAAAGAGUGAGGAACCUUGGAAAGGUGGCUGAGCAUUGUGAUGCUGUCGAUCCUCCAGUUCCAAGAAAGUUAAGAUCAGCCAUAAAGAAGCGAGUCGGUCGAUUUGUUUCUGCAUCAUCUCGGCAUGUCAAAAAGAGACGUAAUCUUUCGGCUAUCAGUGCUCAAAUUUCUUUUGUGGACCAGAAAACAAGAUUCAAUGGAAGCUCGUUAUUUACAGAAGAGGAGGAAGUAAUCGCCGAUGUUUUGCUGUCCCUAUCUCAAAUAUCCUCUCUUAGUGAGCUCACGGUUGACAAGGCUACAGCAGAUAGCUCAAAUCUAAAUGUUGCUUCAACUUCUUAUUCAGAAGGUGCUACUAAGGGGGGUGACGACAUUGUCAUACUGCCAAGUCCUGCUAAUGAUUUGGCUAGCCAAGCUACCUGCAUAGAUAAAGAAGUAGGGCGAACCAACAGCGUUCCACAUGCAAAUCCAGUGCCUGGUGCUACAGAUCAAUCGAGCAACAUAAACCCACCUUCGUCAGAAAAUGAGCAAAUGCAGGAUCUUUCUUUGGGAACUGUUGUGAAUUUGCCAAGCCCAUCUAAAGACUCCUCCAACAACAGCACGCCAAAGCAGCAGAAAGUGCGGUUUGAUGAUAGCCAGAGUUAUGCAGCAAAGAAACCAGAGGCUCCUCUUUGGCUGGUGAAUUCUAAUAAAUCUGAUAUCUCGCCACAUGAGAGAGAAAAGGCCAAGAAUAUUAGCGCACAAGAAAUUGUGCCUCUGAGCCAGACUCCACUGCCUCGUACCGCAGAUGGGUACUUAAUAAAGCCUUCAAGCAAAUUGACAGCUCACAAAAAUACUACUUCUCAAGCCUCCAAAUUUACAGCACCUGUAAAUCAGGACAAGUCUUAUCUGCAGCCUUCGCUGGUUAAAAAUGUCGGCUCAACAAAGGCAUGGAAGAGGAGUAUCACCCAUGUCUACGUGAGCCAUGUGAUCCAGAUGCAUAUGAACAAGGAGAAGGCAUCCCAAAACCAAGUGAAACCGGAGGAAACCCCACUCGCCCGCUCCUCAAGGUCUCCAAACGGCUCCACCAUUCCCAAGAACAACCCACGGGAUGAGAAGUUCUACACCGUGCACUUCGACGUGCAGGCCCCGGUUCAGCCAUCUGCUGGCAUGGGCGACACGAGUGCUGGCCGGCAAAAGAUUGUCAGUGGUAAUUUCCUGAACCUGCCCACUUCGACGGCGUUACCGCCGGGCACGCAGCAUCUUCAGUAUCUGCACCCCCAGAUCGCGCCCCGGGGAGCGAUGCCGUACCCGUUUCCUCAUCUUCCCUACAGCAGAGGGCAUUUGGCACCUGCUGCAGCACUCCAACAGAUGCCGCAACAGUACAUGAGCAGCAUGGGCUACGCUCCGCGCCCCGGCCUCCCGGCGAGCUUGUCGGCCAUGAUGAAGACGCUCCACCAACUGAUACCAACCCAGCAGCAGCAGCAGCAGCAGAUGUGGCAGUACCAUGUUUCUCAGUACCAGCCGAGGCCGGACGGCACACCGCCGCCGCCGGCAGCGUGGCACAACAUGCCCUCACUGCGGCCGACGAUGGCCAUGCUCCCUCCCCCGGCGAUGCCGCCGCAGAUGGAGCUCUUCUGCGCGCCGUACCAGGGCGGCGGCUGGCAGCCGCAGCAGCUCAGGUUGAUGUAGCCUUCUAGUGUUAGAUAUACACUACUACUGAUUCAGUAUAUAUGUAACCAGGGAGAAUGCUGCUGAGGUUAAACUUACAGCAAUGUCAGGAAAGGAAUCCAUGCUACUUCUUGUGUGAUAACUUGGUGAUGAAGAAGGGUUGUGCUAGAGGCUAGAGCUGAACCGGGGGCUGAACUGUAAUUAACAAAAUUUACCAUGCCCAGCUCCAGCUGCAUAACACAAGACAAGGCUCUCUGUCAGUUUAAGCUCUU